Mesocricetus auratus (golden hamster) is the source of this 829-nucleotide messenger RNA. It is a transcript of the gene Psmb3, whose product is annotated as proteasome 20S subunit beta 3. Gene Ontology annotation, cellular component: proteasome core complex; proteasome core complex, beta-subunit complex. Gene Ontology annotation, biological process: proteasome-mediated ubiquitin-dependent protein catabolic process. The transcript is spliced from 6 exons. The record is from RefSeq and is a predicted model, not a curated record. Lineage: Eukaryota; Metazoa; Chordata; Mammalia; Rodentia; Cricetidae. The coding region runs from base 148 to 765 and encodes 205 amino acids.
GAUAAUUAUCCAAUAGAAAGCUGAACUGGUCAGGCAGAGUCGGCCCACCAGCCAAUAGGGAGACUCGACGAGAGCGGUGUACUCGAGAAAGCCAGAGCCGGUUUGCAGGAGUCGCAGUGGUGAUCGGAGUCCUGCUAGAGCGCAAUCAUGUCUAUUAUGUCCUAUAACGGAGGGGCCGUCAUGGCCAUGAAGGGAAAAAACUGUGUAGCCAUCGCUGCGGACAGGCGUUUCGGGAUCCAGGCCCAGAUGGUGACCACGGACUUCCAGAAGAUUUUUCCCAUGGGUGACAGACUCUACAUAGGCCUAGCCGGGCUGGCUACCGACGUCCAGACAGUUGCCCAGCGUCUCAAGUUCCGGCUGAACCUGUAUGAGCUGAAGGAAGGGCGGCAGAUCAAGCCUUACACCCUCAUGAGCAUGGUGGCCAACCUUCUGUAUGAGAAACGGUUUGGUCCCUACUAUACAGAGCCUGUCAUUGCUGGGUUGGACCCGAAGACCUUUAAGCCCUUCAUUUGCUCUCUAGACCUCAUCGGCUGCCCCAUGGUGACUGAUGACUUUGUAGUCAGUGGUACCUGCUCUGAACAGAUGUAUGGGAUGUGCGAGUCUCUCUGGGAGCCCAACAUGGACCCAGAGCACCUGUUUGAAACCAUUUCCCAAGCCAUGCUGAACGCUGUGGACCGGGACGCUGUAUCGGGCAUGGGCGUCAUUGUCCACAUCAUUGAAAAGGACAAGAUCACCACCAGGACACUGAAGGCCCGGAUGGACUAACCCUAUACUCUGGUCCCAGUUUCCUUUUGUUGUUUUUCUUUUUAAUAAAAUUACUUUUCUUUCA